CAGUUUAUGUCAUUGACGUCAGUCUGUCAUAAAAAAUUAUUCUGCAAAUGCCGAUAGAAAAACAAUGAAAAGUUUUCGUAAAUAAAUAUUUUUUUCUAUUUGCUUUAAAACAAAUUCAGCAAGUGAAUACCAAUCUGUUGUGUUAUAUCAGCGUUUAGAUGAAUUUUAAAAUGAGUGCAAUCGUUUGUUUUUACUUAGUGACAAUUUGACAGGUGCCAGCUCACCCAAAUAUAUUUAUCAAUAGGUGCAGUAACUUUGAUUGUCCUUAAUAUUUAAUAAAAAUAAUGGCUUUUGAGGGUGGUAUGAGCAACCCCGAACUCACCCCUUCAUUAGUGGAGAGCCUACAGGUUGAUUUUAAAAAUUUAUCUUCUGAAUCAAAGAAGAAAUAUCCUCAAGUCAAAGAGGCCUCCGAAGAAGCAAUUGCAAAACUAAAGAAUUCUGCAGGACAACAAAACAAUGUUUAUUAUCUAGUUAACCAAAUUAUUUACCCAGUAUCGCAAGGAUGUGAAACUAAAGAUGUUAAGCUUAUAAAGAUAUGUUUACAAAUAAUGCAGAAACUGAUUACCAGCCAGUUAAUAGACCAGAAAGGUGCUGUUUAUGUAACUGAUGCAUUAUGGUCUUUAAUGGAAUCUGGGAUUGAAGAAGUCAGGAUUUUACAAUCAGUUUUGCUUCUUCUUACUACAAAUACUGUGGUUCAUGGGGAAACUCUAGCAAGGACUCUAGUUCUCUGUUUUCGUCUACAUUUUACGAAAAAUUCAACCACAAUCAACACAGCAGGUGCUACAGUAAGACAGUUAGUCUACUUAGUAUUUGAAAGGGUAGUAGCCGAAGAUGAGCAGCUCUCAAAACUCCCAAACAAGCCUGAAAGGCCUCCAGUUAACUUGGAAGAAUUAAAGAUGCCUUGUGGUAGCCCUCCUAAAGGUUUACCACCAUGUGCUGGUGAUGCUUAUCUAUUGUUUCAAGACUUAGUGCAAUUGGUAAAUGCAGAUCAACCAUAUUGGUUGAUUGGCAUGACUGAAAUGACUAGAACAUUUGGGUUGGCAUUACUUGAAUCUGUUCUUACACAGUUUUAUAGUGUGUUUUACAAGUUCCCAGAGUUUAGUUUUCUGCUUAAAGAAAGGGUGUGUGCCCUAGUAAUAAAACUGUUUUCGCCAAAUAUUAAAUAUAGAAGUAAUGUUCCAAACAAUAUGCAGCAGGCCACCCCUUUUGAAAAGCCAUACUUUCCAAUAAGUAUGAGGUUAUUAAGGGUUGUUUCCAUACUUAUACAAAAAUAUCAUAGCUUACUUGUCACUGAAUGUGAGAUUUUUCUCUCAUUAAUAGUGAAAUUUUUGGAUCCAGACAAACCUACAUGGCAAAGAUCUCUUGCAUUGGAAGUUUUGCAUAGAAUGACAAUUCAACCAGACUUGUUGGUCUCAUUUUGUGAAUGUUAUGAUCUUCGAAAGCACACUACAAGUAUUUUCCAGGAUAUUGUUAAUUCUUUAGGUGCAUAUGUUCAAUCUCUGUUUGUUAGUCAACAAAUGCAUAUAGGAACAAGUUUACCUGUGACACAAACACAACCCCCAGUAUUUAUUGGUAGCCUACCUGCUGGACCUGGAAUAACCCCUCCGGCUGGAUUUCAUUUAAGAGGAGUUUGGUUGCCUUUAGUAGCAACAUUUCCUACAGGUCAAACGAAAUCAACUUACUUGGAAAUGUUGGAUAAAGUAGAGUCUCCAGUGGUGCCAGAAGGAUAUGGAAUUUCUGUGGCCUAUGCUUGCCUAAUGGAAAUAAUCCGUUCUUUGCAAAUCGCUAUUAAUCCCCAAAAAUCAGUAGAUGGCUCAGAAGAAUCACCAAGAAAAGAAAACAGUAAAGAACUAAAUUGCCAAUUAAUAAAUUCAAGUUGGUGUGGACUGCUCGCCGCUUUAAGUCCACUAGUUGACGCUAGCACUGAUGAAUCAAUUACAGAAAAUGUAUUAAAGGCAAUACAGACUUACACCUCACUGUGUGGUAUGUUAGACUUGCACACACCAAGAGAUGCUUUCAUAACAGCUAUCUGCAAGUCUUCUUUGCCUCCUCACUAUGCCCUCACAGUACUUAAUACUGUGACCUCAGGGGUUAAUUUGAGGCAAGGUCAAGUAGGGGAAAUUCAGAAUAUGUUAAUGCAAUAUGGUGAAAAUGAUUUUCGACAACAGGUCGUUGCUGUGGGAACCCCUUUGCCUACCUCAUCAGUUCCAGCUGGAACGCAUCAAGGUCCUGUUAUGUUAACUUCAAAGAAUUUACAGUCUAUGAGAGCUUUAUUAAGUUUGGCACAUUGUCAUGGAAGUAUUUUGGGAACUUCUUGGCACUUGGUUUUGACUACAUUACAACAUUUGGUUUGGAUUUUGGGACUAAAACCAUCAACUGGAGGAAGCUUAAAGGCUGGCCGUCCAUCUUCAGAUACUAAUGCGGUACUUACAACGGCCGUUAUGGCAGAUUUGCCAGUUCUUUCAGCAAUGUUGAGUAAACUUUUUGAGUCUAGUCAGUUUUUAGAUGAUGUGGCUCUACAUCAUUUGAUCAAUGCGCUUUGUAAACUUUCACAAGAAGCUAUGGAACUUGCUUAUUCUAACAGAGAGCCUUCUCUAUUUGCAGUGGCGAAAUUGCUGGAGACAGGUUUGGUAAAUAUGUCCCGAGUGGAAGUCCUGUGGAGACCUUUAACAAACCACCUUCUAGAAGUGUGUCACCAUCCGCAUAUUCGAAUGCGUGAAUGGGGUGUCGAAGCUGUGACUUAUCUAGUAAAAUCCGCCCUGCUAUAUAAACAUGCUAUUCCUCUUAAGGAGAAUCAAAAGUUGCAAACUUUGCUGCUUGGACCUCUUUAUGAACUAUCCUCAGUGCCUCACGGAGACGUGCGUCAGAGGCAACUGGAGUGUGUGUUGCAAAUUUUGCAUAGUAACGGAGAGACUUUGUCGCAUGGUUGGCCUUUGAUACUUGGUAUUAUUGGUGCCGUGAAUGAUCAACAUGGGGAGAAUUUAAUACGAAUAGCCUUCCAAUGCCUUCAACUUGUAAUAACAGAUUUUCUGCCAGUUAUGCCAUGGAGAUGUUUACCUCAAUGUGUGGAUACUGUGUCUAAAUUUGGGUCUCAAACUCAAGAACUGAAUAUAUCUCUUACAUCUGUAGGACUAAUGUGGAACAUCGCAGACUAUUUUCACCAAAACCAAGGAAAACUCAGUCAAACCCUAACAGAUGAUUCAGCAGUGCUUCCAGACUUUCCUGGUACACUUGAUAUGCCAAGUUUUGAUAAAUUGUGGAUGUGUCUAUAUGCCAGACUUGGGGAAUUAUGUGUCGAUAGCCGCCCCGCAGUAAGAAAGUCCGCUGGCCAAACGUUGUUUUCAACGAUAUCAGCUCAUGGUGGGUUGCUAAAACAAUCGACAUGGCAAGUCAUGAUCUGGCAAGUCUUAUUUCCUUUGUUGGAUAAAGUAAAGCGUCUCUCUAACUCCGCUAGCAGUGAGAAAGUAGAUGCCGGAGGAAAUAUUUUGAUUCACCACUCAAGAAACACUGCUCAAAAACAAUGGGCUGAGACUCAAGUGCUUACCCUUUCUGGAGUCGCAAGAGUAUUCAAUACCAAAAGGCAGCUUCUUCAGGCUCUUGGUGAUUUCGCGAGGGCCUGGUCAAUACUUUUAGAGUUCAUAGAAAAUUCGGCUUUAAGUAAAAAUAAUGAAGUGAGCAUCGCAGCUUUAAAGUCCUUUCAGGAAAUUUUGUUUUUAAGUAAGAGCCAGAAUGGUGACAACAAGGCCGCUUUGGAAGAUAAGGAGAUUUGGACUGUUGCUUGGAAGGUAUGGGUUAAAAUUGGCACAGAAGCCACAGCUGCGGUGAAAAAUGGCGAGGGCGAUGGUCACCCUACAGAAGAUUAUUUUCUUCCUAGCCAAACGUUUUUAACUGCUCUGGUCCAAAUUUUCCCAAACGUUUUUCAACAUAUUAAAAACUCUUUUACCCUAGAAGAUCUUAAUCAAUUAGGGGUAGUUUUAAAAAAUUCUGUAUGUGUCCCCGUAUUUGGCGAAACCUCCCCUUACAUAAUAUCAGUGUCCUCUGAUGUAACUUUAAGUCCACUCCACGAUGGUGUAUUACACGCCAUGGAACUCCUACAGAAGGAAGCUUUGCAAAGAAAUAAUGGCAAAAUGGUUCCUGAAAUAUUUAGACUUUUACUUGCCUUCUCAAAAUUCACGUGCUCGGUUCCUAACUACUCAAAACCGGAUAACAAGCACAGCAAAAUGUCAGACUGGGUCACUAUGAACUACGUUCCGUUUGGUGAAAAGGCCACCAAUAUGGUUGUAACUUUAUAUGAAAAAACUGCUGAUAGUAGUGAGGUUGUAAACGGGAAUAUUUUAAAAGAAAUUAUCGCUACACUUCACACACCUUUAGCUUUGAAAUAUAAUUGUGUUUCCAGUAGUGUUUGGAAGUUGGCGGCUAGUAGCUUGAUUACAGUGCUUAAAGUUGGGCUGAAAGUUGCUAGAACUCAUGGAAAUCAAUUUUCGAAGAUGUGGGAUGAGUUGGCCAGUACGCUUAACGAUUUCCUGUUUCCUACUAAUUGUGCUCCUAGUCCGGGAGAAAAAGGCUUAGACGAAAUGGUUUCCGAUGAGCAAACCGACUGUCAAAUAAUUGAGCUGCUCAGAACGGAAGUACUUCCAUAUUCAAAUAACAUACCCAAAGAAUUCAUAACUCAAGUAGUGAUACUGUUGAACAAGGGCUCAAUACAUUCAGCUACUAAUGUGAAAAAUGAAGGGGAUGUAGAACUGACUCUCAGGGAAGAUUUCGCUAAGACUUGCUUCGAAACGUUACUGCAGUUUUCCUUGAUAGAUGGAGAUUAUAAUAGUUUUGCUAUGAAUAGUGAUGAUAAAAAUGGCCUUGCUGGGCAGUUGGCCGUUACGUCUUUAUUACACCGGUUUGAGGAAGUUUUAAAGAAGUAUAUUGAAGAUGAGAAGUUAAGCGGAAAAUGCCCACUACCCAGAUAUCGUUUAUCAGAAAUAUCCUUUGUCCUUAAGGCCCUUACAACAUUAAUAGUGUCCAUGAAGAAAUCCUCUGCUGUAAAAGAUGACAAUAAAGCAUGGGAACAAUUGAUUACUUUGUACCCUUAUUUAGUUGAAUGUACAACAACCACUUCAAUUCAAGUAGCAAGACCUUUAAAAGAAGCACUAUUACAAUUUUGUGAUUUGCUCCAACCACCACUCAGUAAAAAUGGAACUAAAAAUUUGGUAAUUUAAAAUAUUAGGAUUAGAUGUGCGAAGCAAUAUUUUACGUCCUCUUUGCCAAAAACCGCUCCGCACAAGCGACUGAGAUAAUAUCGAUAACGAACGUUGUGAUAAAAAGGUGCAACGGGUUUUUUGACAAAGGCUUUGUGGAAUAUGGACAUUUUUCGAUGACUUUACAUUAUCUAUUAAAUCUACUGCUAUGGCGCUGCGUUUCAUUAUCAAGUCACAACUGUAUAGGGUGUCCAGAAAUUAGUAAAAAAUGCUUAUUCGAGGACACACAGUAAAAAGGCUUUUAUUAAAGAAAAAAGUAUACAGGGUCUCCUUACAAUAUAAUAUUUAACCUGUUAUUAGCUUCAUGCAUUCACCUGUCAGUUUUUCAACAUUUGAAAACCUUUUAUCAUAUCCAACCCGUAAUAUAAUAGUGCAUAGGAUCGUAAACGCGGCCAUAUAAGUACUCCUCAUGAGCAUACACUAUUAUGAAAAGGUACUUUUUCUUUAAAUUUUUGGUAUGUUAUAAAAAUAUAUAUUUUGUUGUGAACACCAUAUAUAUUUAUCUUUGAAGUUCGUUAAUCGUUAUUGUAUGUUUUAAUUUAUACUAUCAUUCCUAGCAAUUGUUUUCCAGGUAGGAAUUUAUAUAUGGUCCAAGUUUUAUUAUUUAACUCAGAUUUUUUUUAACAUAAUUGUAGUGGUUAAGGUUCUACAUAUUAUUCAUGCUCUUAUAUGUUUGUAAUGUGUUAAAUGAGAAAUACAUAUCUGUGUGUGCCAAUAUUAAUUGAUAGUCUUGUUCAAAAUAAAGAAUCCCCGGCAGAUUCGGGUUUUUAUUUUAGUUAAAACCUGGGUUAUAAUUAAACAUGUACCAUAUAAUUUCUUAUCCUGUUAUUAUCUUUAUUUUUCCUACAAGAAAACUGAUUAUUUUAGAAAUAAUUAUAAUAUAAUCAUUUAAUAUAUAUGUUUAAAAAUUAUGCUAUAUUUAUAUUAGGAAAUAUAGUGGACAAUGUAUAUACUGUAGAUAUGGCUGUUUAAAACCUAUUCACGUUUAAUAUUAGGGGGUCACAUAUACGACCUGGGUUGUAACCACUAUAUUUCUACCUUUCAAGUUGCAGUCUGCAAAUAAAACGAGAAAGCAGAGCGCACUGAUGAACAAAGAAGUACAACAAAUAUAUAUUUUAUUGUAUAGCUCAAUCCAAAAUAUUAUUCUAAAACAAUCAGUGGUCUUCUGUAAGGUAAAAAUAUACAGUUUAAUAAUUUUAUUAAAGCCUGUUUCCUUUCAGAGUAUUAUUUAUAAAUUUAGUUGCAUUUUGUUAAGAAGUGUAAAAGUUAAAUUUUACAUAAAUGUGAUUUUUUAGUAGCAAGUAGUAGGUAUAUUUGUUUGUAUAAAUUGUUAAUUCAGUUUAGGCUUUCGUAACAAUACAUUGGUAUAUUACAGUAA
Messenger RNA from Anthonomus grandis grandis, 6627 nucleotides. RefSeq names its product protein MON2 homolog (gene mon2). The record is from RefSeq and is a predicted model, not a curated record. Bases 285 to 5210 code for a protein of 1641 amino acids. The transcript is spliced from 15 exons. NCBI's taxonomy places the organism in Eukaryota, Metazoa, Arthropoda, Insecta, Coleoptera, Curculionidae.